AUGCAGUCCAUCAGAGACAUGAAGUCCAACUUUAUUGCUCCACCCUCGUCCUCUAUUCCCGGUGGUCCCGACGCCUAUCACCAAGGCAACAUCAGAAUGACUCUGGAGGACCCAGAACUCUGGAAGUCUUUCCAUGAAAUUGGAACAGAGAUGAUUAUCACUAAACCGGGCAGGAGAAUGUUUCCACACUGUAAAAUCAACCUUUCUGGGCUGAUGCCUUGUUCCAAGUACAUCUUGCUGGUUGACAUGGUUCCUGUGGAUGGUUUCAGGUAUAAGUGGAAUAAAGAGAAAUGGGAAGUGGCUGGGAAAGCGGAGCCACAACCCCCUUGCCGGACGUACCUGCAUCCAGACUCUCCAGCCCCUGGGAGCCACUGGAUGAAACAGACCGUGUCCUUCCUCAAGCUCAAGCUUACCAACAACACCCUAGACCAACAUGGCCAUAUCAUUUUGCACUCCAUGCAUCGCUACCACCCGCGCUUCCACAUUGUCCAGGCAGACGACAUGUACAGUGUACGCUGGAGUGUAUUCCAGACCUUUACCUUCCCUGAGACCUCCUUCACCUCCGUCACUGCUUACCAGAACACUAAGAUAACCAAGCUGAAAAUCGACCACAACCCAUUUGCGAAAGGCUUUAGAGACGAAGGAACUAAUACAAAAAGGCGCGCUAACAGAAACCCAGCCUGCCCAGAGAAGAAAGCAAAGAAAAUUGAUUGUCUAAGCAGAGAGUCAGAUGAGGACAGUCCUCCUGACUUCCGCAGGUCAUCAUUUGAGGGAUACGAAGGAGAGCAGGCAGAACUCCCCAAAACCAAAGAGGAGGAAGUGGUGAAAGAGGAACGCUACUCCCCCUGGGGGCCUGAGAGGGAGCAUGGCCACCACGUCCGGACAGAUUCACCCCCUGGACCUGACGCCAGAGAAAUGUACAAUGCAGAGCAGCUAGUACCAGCCCCAGCUUCAUACCAGCCUUACAGGUUCCAUGAAUACGGGAAGUCUCCAUCUCCCUCCUCCAGCGUAGGCAGCAGCAACGGGGGUUCUGGACGGGCCAGCUUUGAGUCCAGAGUCUCUGAUGUAGCCACAGUCCCAGAGCAUGAGGCCUCCAAGCCCUCUACCCAUGAGAUCGGACCAUCUCCCUGUGGCCCCCAGCCCUCUGCAGGACAUCACCAGGACUACACAGGGGUUCUCAACAUGGCCCAGGCAGGCAAGCCAGGGGUCCUCAGCCACCACAUUUACACUCCUUACAGCGCCGAGCAGACCCUGGGCCAGUGGAGCGGCCCCAGCCCUGUCCAGUACCCUCCCCCUCACCACCUGCCCUCUGACUACAGUACCCCGGCUGUGCACCACGGAUAUCACCAUGGCAAUGUGGCUGAGUGGAGCCAGUACCCACUCUUCUCCUACUCGUGCUGGUGA
Messenger RNA from Salvelinus namaycush (lake trout), 1404 nucleotides. RefSeq names its product T-box transcription factor 16 (gene tbx16). Gene Ontology annotation, biological process: regulation of transcription by RNA polymerase II; cell fate specification; pattern specification process. NCBI's taxonomy places the organism in Eukaryota, Metazoa, Chordata, Actinopteri, Salmoniformes, Salmonidae. The record is from RefSeq and is a predicted model, not a curated record. Bases 1 to 1404 code for a protein of 467 amino acids. Gene Ontology annotation, molecular function: DNA-binding transcription factor activity, RNA polymerase II-specific; RNA polymerase II cis-regulatory region sequence-specific DNA binding. The transcript is spliced from 9 exons. Gene Ontology annotation, cellular component: nucleus.